GCCCAGGUGAUCACGGACGAGCGCGACCACACGAAGAAGAUCAUCUUCCACGCGAACAUGCUCCCGGCGAGCGCCCGCGCCAUCGCGCUCCUCGACCCGGAGCUCACGCUGGGCCUGCCCAAGCACGUCACGGCCUGGGUCGGCAUCGACGCGUUGAGCCACUCCAUGGAGGCCUUCUCGUCGCCCUUCUACCACCCCAUGGCCCACGGCAUGGCCCUCGAGGGCAUGCGCAUCGUCAAGGACUACCUGCCGCGGCUCAUGGAGGACGGCGCCGACCUCGAGGCGCGGUCCCAGCUCAUGGUCGCGUCGACGCUCGGCGCGACGGCCUUCCAGAAGGGCCUCGGCGCCAUGCACUCGCUCACGCACGCCGCGGGCGGCCUGCUCAACACGCAGCACGGCCAGACGAUCUCCGUCGUCAUGCCCUACGUGCUCCAGCACAACCGGCCGGCCAUCGCCGACUCCUUCGAGGCCCUGGGCCGCUACCUCGACCUCGAGGACGCGUCGGUGACGGGCGUCACGGACUGGGUCCUCGAACUCCGCGAGACCUGCGGCAUCCCGAACACGCUCGCGGAGAUCGGCGUCGACGAGGCGCACGUCGCGACGCUCGCGCCCAUGGCCGUCGAGGACCCGUCCUCGGGCUCGAACCCGACGCCCGUCACCGAGCAGGCCGCCACGGACCUCUACCUCAGCGCCAUCCGCGGGAAGCUCUAG
Aureococcus anophagefferens is the source of this 711-nucleotide messenger RNA. RefSeq lists its product as hypothetical. Gene Ontology annotation, molecular function: alcohol dehydrogenase (NAD+) activity; metal ion binding. The record is from RefSeq and is a predicted model, not a curated record. Lineage: Eukaryota; Pelagophyceae; Pelagomonadales; Pelagomonadaceae. The transcript has 2 exons. The annotation marks the transcript as partial.